AUGGAUUUUAUCAAUCAUAAGACAACCCAAAAGGCAAGAGUCGAGCUCCCCGAGGCGACUCUGGCCUCGGCUUCUGAGGACAAGGAAAACCGCGUCCAAGAUUCAGAGCCCACUCCAGCUAGAAAGCGACGCCGGGCUAUGGGCUCGGAUAAUAUUCUGCAGGAGCAUGGCAAAGGAAAGAGAAAACUUUCUCAUAUCGAGGAAGAUGUGGCUCCUUCAGAAGGGGUCUCUACCUCAACGCCGCCAUCCACCGACGACAAGGAAUCCGACGCCAUACAGCGCGAUAACCUUGACGCCGAAAUCGACGCCGAAAUCGACGCCGAAAUCGACGCCUUACUAGACAACGAGAUCGACGACGAUGAAAUCGAAGACAUCGGUGAUGAUGACAUUAUUGUCAGUCCAGAUGACAUCGAUGAAGAGGACUUUGUCAGCGAGGUCAAAACCGAGCCGACCAUCCUCGUUCCAACUACCGUUGCUGAUGGCAAGUUCGCAGUCAUACUGCGGAAGACAAUCAGCCAACUAGUAGACUGGGCAAAAGAGCACGACUACACGGCUAUGAGUCCAAAGGACAUGGCCGUGACCUGGGGAUUCUGGCGACUACUUUGUCGCGUAUCAGUUGACUUCCUAGUCGAUUUGAUACUUCCCGGAGUACCUCUGCAAGUCCAAGCUCUGUUCGAGAAGGAGACAUGGUCCUUAGAGGAUCUCCUGUCCCUUCCGCUAACUGGUGAUGAUAAACGCCAAGGUAUCUAUGGCAAUUUUGUCACCGGUCAAAUUAAAAAUCCGGGUGAUAUAGGAUGUGACGCCUAUGUAGGGUCAUCAAAAUGUCUCGCACGACGUGUCUCCGAACAUCUGGGCAUUUCUCGGAAUUAUUCAUCCAACUGUCUGCCGCGAGAUAACAAGCGAAGCCUCCAUUAUAAGCAAAUUUGCCGAGAUGGAGCGCAUUGCAACUUCAGAUUGCUUGUGGUAUUCAAUCAGCCUGUUGAGGAUGGAUAUCUCCUCCUCGUAGAAGGCAUAUUCAUGGUGCUUUUAGGAACCUAUACGUACCAAGGAUACAUCCACAGGUAUGCAACGCAUGCCACAUAUAAGUUGACGGAAAGAAUCAGAGAAAGUCUGAACCUUCCGUUAAUCUCUUGGCCCGGGAUGAAUGCGGCAUGGCCUUUAUAUCAAGGGUUCUAUAAUAGAGCCGCUGGGUCGCCGUCCGAGUGCAGUAAUCCAGCCUGCGACAAGAUGACUUAUCCAAAGCAUCUGCGCCCUGAUGAUGCACCAAAAUCCCGGCGCUAUCACUUGAACUUCGGUGACCCUCUAGGCCCAUAUAUAUGUGGCUGCUGUGGCAACUACAGAUUUAAGCACGGGGUACUUCCAGACAGAGAGUUCCUCGACAAGAUCGCAAUGCGUUUGGAAACGAGGAAAGCUGCUGGAAGAGACGCAAAAUGCGAAUGUUGCGAAAGGCUCGAAUCGCAAAAUCUUGUAAGGUGGGACACGACAAAAAGGGACAAAAGUCCACGAACUGUCGGUCACCAGAUUCAUGAUCUCUUCCCGGGUAAAUUUCUUUGCCAGCCAUGCUGGGAGUUUGUUAAAGACAAACAAAGAAUGCGCACUUCUGAGGAGGUCAUCAUAUUCCUUGACACUGUGUAUCUGAUAGAGGCUCGGAAAGCAGGCGAGGACAUCAUAUGCGACAAUUGUGGCGAGAUUGAGGGUUCUCCUGCGUGCAGUGGGAAGAAACAUCUCACAAAUCGCGAAACCCGGAAAUUGCUUUGUUAUCAAUGCGAUUUCUAUUAUCGUAAAAACAAGGAACAUCGGCCUCUGACACUAGCUCAAGCCCAUGUGCUCCGAGGGAAGAUGUUAGCUGACCGGAAAGCCGGCAACGAGAUCGUGUGUGGCAAUUGUGGAAUAGCCGAGGGCUCCCUAGGCACCACGAAACUGUUUAACGUCAACAAGGAACUCGUCAUGAUCCUGUGCUCCCCAUGUGGUCUACAUUGGUCCACCGAUGGGAGUCACAGAGACCCUGCAGACAACCGCAUCUUGAUAAUCAAUGCGCGGAUGAAACAGGAUCGCAUAAACCACAAUCGAAUCACUUGUGACGAUUGCGGUGCCGUCGAAGGUUCACCAUUGUGCAAGGGCAACCAUGUUGUGAACAAGACCAACCUCAAGGUUUUAUGCAGUAACUGCAAGAGAACCUACUGGGGAAGUAGCCGGACGUUGUGGUUACCGGGACCAUAUGCUCACACCUUCACGUGGUGUCCGGUGUUAAUCGCCAAAAGAGGUGAGACCAAGAUGAGCACCAAAAGUGAUGACUACUAUGAGCAGGAUCAGUCAUUUGCAUCACAAUUCGGAUUCAUUUCUAGUCUGCGGGAAAGGAUCUCCGCGGCAGACUUGGCUGUCCGCUGUCGAUUUGUCGAAUUCUCCGUUCAUAACCUUCCCGAGGAUGCAAACACGAAAAGGAAUUCGAUCACGACGACGAGACCUAGCGGGCUUGGAUGCAACAACUGCGAAGUGGAAGAGUUGAGAGGACUUGGAUUGUUAUUGAAUAUGUGGGAGUGGUGUUGAUUGCUUUGCGGUGGUUAGAGCCCUUGUCGCGGCCGUUCUGGCCCAAAAAUUCCAGGUAAGAACGCGAGGAGACGCCAAUUGCGUCUUGGAACUCGCCGAUUUUCAUCUCUCCGCUUUCUAUGAAGGCGCGAAUCCGUCGACGGACUUGGUCGCAGUUCCAGUCGAUGUAGUUUAGCCGUUCAUCGCCACUAUCAAUCUCAGGAGGGAUGUUCUCAGCACUUGAAGGGUCCAGGUCUGUGGAUUUCUUUUAAGAGACAUGGUGUUCUGUAUAGCGUUGAAUGGGUCUUUUAAUAGACUGAAUACAUGACAGAGAUGAGUUGAAUGAUGAAAAAUCACAUCAGUUGGUGGAAAACGCGUCGAAUUUGAGGAGGCUCAGAGGGGUGUAAACAAGCCCACCUCACAGACGCGCGAUAUGAGCUAUCACGGUUACCUUCAGCGGUCACCCUGCAACGAUCAGAGAAAUCUAAUAGCUCGUCAGAGUUUCAUUGG
Messenger RNA from Aspergillus novofumigatus IBT 16806, 3036 nucleotides. RefSeq lists its product as uncharacterized. The transcript is spliced from 3 exons. NCBI's taxonomy places the organism in Eukaryota, Fungi, Ascomycota, Eurotiomycetes, Eurotiales, Aspergillaceae. The record is from RefSeq and is a predicted model, not a curated record. The coding region runs from base 1 to 2547 and encodes 848 amino acids.